Messenger RNA from Suillus paluster, 2172 nucleotides. Its product is annotated as vacuolar DHA amino acid exporter. NCBI's taxonomy places the organism in Eukaryota, Fungi, Basidiomycota, Agaricomycetes, Boletales, Suillaceae. The record is from RefSeq and is a predicted model, not a curated record. The transcript has 10 exons. The coding region runs from base 352 to 1980 and encodes 542 amino acids. Gene Ontology annotation, biological process: transmembrane transport. Gene Ontology annotation, molecular function: transmembrane transporter activity.
UGUGCCGUAAGCCUGAAUCGAUCUAGAAGUCUUUUGCGAAUCCGAAUCGGAGGUUCGCCUUCGGAGGCCUCAGAACCUGAAGCGACGAACCUUUUAGAUACGAUUUUAUGCCCCACCGGCUCAUGACCGACUAAACACGCACUGUCAAUGUGUUUCGGCGUCUUCACCUUUUAUGCCGAACCGGUUCCAUGUGCGCAUUACCACCAUGGAAUGGCUUCGGUCGGCCCAUCAGCGCACUUGCAUUCAUCAUUUGCACACUGGUUCUUCUUUGAAGAACCCUCAACUUGAUUCCUAUAAAAGGUUUCGUUUCAUCUUUGCCGGACCCAGCUUCCCCUGCACAUCACUCAUGCAAUGAAACCUGAAAACGGUACCGGACAUGCACAGAAUCCUCCUCACAUCGCAGUCGAAGUUGGAUGCCCAGCCGUUGCUUUCUGUAACGAAGUUAAGACAGAUAUCGAACACACUUUUGUGGAAGAUGAUCCUCGGAAGUGGGGAAAUGCUCGCAAGACCGCCAUCCUUAUCAUUGUUUCAGCCGGCUCUAUGAUCGCAGGGUUAGCCGUCAGCAUACAAAACCCUGCAAAUGCCCAAAUUCAGAGGGACCUACAGGCGUCUACCUCAGAAAUAAGCUGGACAUUAUCAGUCUUUAUUCUGGUUCAGGGAGUUCCUGGACUUAUAUGGAGCGCCAUCAGCGAAAUCAAGGGACGCAAGGUUGUUUAUGUAUCAUCUGUGGCACUAUUUGUGGUUGCCUCGGCCAUUGUCGCCGUGUCCAAAUCUAUCGGCCUGGUAAUUGGAAUGAGAGGCCUUCAAGCUGCCGGUUCGAGCGCACUUAUGUCAGUCGCUGCAGCCACACUAGCAGAUAUCUACGAACCCCAUGAGCGAGGUAUUAAAAUGGGUAUAUAUUAUUCUGCUCCGCUCUUGGGGCCGGCUCUGGGCCCAAUAUUGGGUGGUGUGCUGACAGAAGGCCUGGGCUGGCGCUCGGUCUUCUGGUUUAUCACCGCCUGCGCCGGAGUUGUUCUCUUUGCUUUGGUUUUUCUAUUCAAAGAUACAUUCAGGAAGGAGCGUAGUUUGACAUAUCAGAAUGUCCUGCAAAUGAGGGUAAAGGAGGAACACUCGAGGAAAUCCAGCCAGAUCAUUCUUGCGCCUCCCGCCACUGAAAAGCCCGCACAAGUUGUACUAGAAAGAAUGGCCUCUACGCAGGAAACAGGGGAUCAUGACGUUGAGGCUAAUACACCUGUCGUUGCAUCUGCUUCAAAUACGAAAGAUAUCAACUUGACGCUCGCAGAUGCCAAUCCCUUCCCUCCUCUUCUGAAGAUUCUGAUGCGCUCGAAUAAUCUCGUAAUAUUGUUUGCUUCUGGUUUGAUAUUCGCUUUCAACUACAGCAUUUCGUACACUUGUUCAAGGACAUUAUCUGAGUACUACGACUAUGACGCUCUUGAGAUUGGCCUAGUUCUACUCUCGUAUGGGAUAGGCUGUAUAUGUGGAUCCGUACUUGGCGGCCGCUGGUCUGACCGAACACUCACCAGGUUGAAGGAAGAAAAUGGAGGCCAAAGUUUCGCCGAGAUGCGAUUGGCCAGCACCCGUCCUGCCAUGUUGUUCUUGCCACCGGCCGUAAUUGGAUACGCUUGGGUUUGCGAGAAGCACGUUAAUGUCGCAGGCAUAUGCAUCAUGCUCUUUCUCUCGGGAUUCUUCGCAAUAUGGGUGUAUGCAAGCACCCUGGCAUACAUUGUGGAUGCUAACCCGGGCUGUUCGUCGACGGUCGUUGCCACAAACAGCGCAUUUCGAUGUGUGUUUGCUUUCGUUGCUACUGAAGUAGCUAUUCCGAUUCAGGUCGCCAUUGGUGAUGGCGGUCUGUAUACUCUAUGGGGCGGUAUUAUGAUAAUAAUGGAAGUCCUAACACUAACCGUCCUUUAUAAGGGCAAGAAAUGGCGAGAGGCGUGUGAGGAGAAAGACAAGCAAAAGUCGGAACAACCCCGAUCGUGACGCUGAGAGGUGCUUCUUGCUAUACUCGAGAAACUUACAUUAUAGGCCCAUUUUCAGAAAACAUUCGUAUCCACAUAAUAUUUUAGACUCAUUUCUUGAGAGAACUUCCCCACUUAUACUUACUCCCGUGUAGUAGGAUAUGUAUAUGACCUUGCCGGUUUCUCUGGCUAAUCGCAAUUCCUAUUAAAUUGA